UACGGUGCGCGGAGGUGGAGCGAUUUUCUGAGAACACAAUCACAUAGAUAUCAACUGUGCCACGUUAUUUUUUCGUGAAAUUACAAGAUGGUUUCAAUUCAUCGGCUGAAAGCGAUUCCUGUCCCUAAAAGAAAAUCAUUUAUAGUGUACGACAUUAUUAAUUUUGUCGAAGUCAUAUUACACUUGUGCAGGGAGAGCAAAAUGGCUGGUGUAAUUGCUGGCCUCUUGAUCUUAGUUGGCUUUCUUGCAACGGCAUCAUCUGUCAACUGUUAUGUCGGAGGAGGAUGGACUGACGCUCAUGCCACUUUCUAUGGAGGCAGUGAUGCUUCGGGGACCAUGGGUGGAGCGUGUGGGUAUGGAGACCUGUACAGUCAAGGUUACGGAGCAAACACCGCCGCCCUAAGCACUGCCUUGUUCAAUGAUGGGCUGAGUUGCGGGUCAUGCUACGAGAUCCAGUGUGUGAAUGACCAGAAAUGGUGCAACCCGGGAUCGAUCGUGGUAACUGCCACCAAUUUCUGCCCACCGAACAAUGCUCUCCCUAACAAUGCAGGCGGCUGGUGCAACCCUCCCUUGCAACACUUCGAUCUCUCUCAGCCUGUCUUCCAGCAUAUUGCCCAGUUCAGAGCUGGAAUUGUACCCAUUGCUUACCGAAGGGUACCCUGCAAGAGAAAGGGAGGCAUAAGGUUCAAUAUCAAUGGCCACUCCUACUUCAACCUUGUCCUCAUCACGAAUGUCGGCGGGGCAGGCGACAUCCAUGCAGUGUCUGUCCAAGCAGGGUCGAGAAGCGGAUGGAAGCCGAUGUCCAGGAACUGGGGCCAGAACUGGCAGAGUAACGCUUACCUUAACGGACAGAGCCUCUCAUUCAAAAUCACAACGAGCGACGGGCAGAGCGUGGUAUCCUACAAUGUCGCCCCUGCUAGCUGGUCCUUCGGUCAGACAUUCACCGGAGCACAGUUCCCCUAAAGAGGGAACGCCAACUAGAUAUAUAGAUAGUCCUCGGCAUUGAUUGAACUAUAUGGGGGGUAUGUCUCAGCAGCAGUACCCAUGUAUAUAUGCCUGCAAUAGUUCAUUAUUAUUAUUAUUUUUAAUAAUAAGGGAGACAAAGGAUACAAGGAUAAAAAAAUAAAUCGAAAUAAAUGAGGACAUAAGUCUAGUAUUAAGAUAAACCUAUAAAUUCCACUAGUAAAAAUCGAACUCAUAACCCUCUUGAUUCCAAGUCAACGCUUUGUACCACUAUACUAAAAUCUCUUCAUCAUA
Messenger RNA from Punica granatum (pomegranate), 1257 nucleotides. The record is from RefSeq and is a predicted model, not a curated record. NCBI's taxonomy places the organism in Eukaryota, Viridiplantae, Streptophyta, Magnoliopsida, Myrtales, Lythraceae.